CACAAGGGACAUUGACAAUGCAAGACGCCGCGCCGGGCAAUGCCAAUCGCUAUGGCAAUGCCACUUCAGGCAGCGCGUUCUACUCCGCCGCCACCGGCGUGUACGCCAGCAUCCACCCUCCGGUGCCCCUCCCCGCCAACCCCUCCCUCUCCCUCAUCCCCCACCUCUUCGCCCGCCUCCCCGGCACCCGCCCCCACGCCCCGGCCUUCCUCGACGCCGCCGCCUCCGAAUCCCUCUCCCGCGCUGACCUCCGCCGCCUCGUCUCUUCCCUCGCCGCGGGCCUCCGCCUCUGCCUCCGCCUCCACGUGGGAGACGUCGUGCUCCUCGUCCUCCCCAACUCCGUCGCCUUCCCCGUCGCGUUCCUCGCCGUCCUCUCCGCCGGCGGCGUCGCCACCACCAUGAACCCGUCCAGCGCCCCCGCCGAGAUCGCCGAGCGGGUGCGGGACACCAGCCCCGCCCUCGUGCUCGCCGCGCCCGACAACGCCGGAAAGCUCCCGCCUUUGCGCGGCCCCGUCGUCCUCGUGCCCGAAAGCUUCCAUCUUGCCGACGACGGCGCCCCCGAGUUCGCGCCCUUCCGCGCGCUGUUGCUGGAUUCCGACUCGGCGGCGGCCCCCGCGGUGGGCCAGGAUGACGCGGCCGCCAUCCUCUACUCGUCGGGAACGGGCGGGCGGAGCAAGGGCGUGGUGCUCACGCACCGUAACCUCAUCGCCACGGUGGAGCUCUUCGUGCGCUUCGAGGCCUCGCAGUACGCGACACCUGCUUGUGACAAUGUCUACCUGGCCGCGCUGCCCAUGUUCCACGUCUACGGCCUCUCGCUCUUAGCCGUGGGCCUUCUCUCGCUCGGCUCCACGGUGGUGGUCAUGAAGAGGUUCGACGCGGGCGAGGCCGUGACGGCCAUCGACAAGUACAAGGUCACGCAUUUCCCGCUCGUGCCGCCCAUCAUGGCGGCGCUGGUGGCGACGGCCAAGGCCCCGGCACUGGCAUUGGAUUCCUUAGUGCAGGUGUCGACUGGUGCAGCGCCGUCCAGCGGCAGGCUGAUCAACGACUUCCUCAAGGCCUUCCCCCACGUCGAUUUCAUUCAGGGAUAUGGCAUGACAGAAUCUGCUGCCGUAGGAACUCGCGGCUUCAAUACUUCAAAGCAAAAGAAGUAUUCCUCGGUAGGACUUUUGGCCCCAAACAUGCAUGCCAGAAUCGUUGAUCUGGAAACUGGUUGCUAUUUGCCUCCAGGCUCUUGUGGGGAUCUGUGGCUCCAUGGGCCAGCUAUAAUGAAAGGUUACUUGAAUGAUGAGGAUGCAUGUACAGUAAAUGACGGCUGGCUGCGAACUGGUGACAUUGCUUACUUUGAUUCAGAUGGGUACUUGUACAUAGUGGGCCGCUUGAAGGACACGAUCAAAUACAAAGGAUUUCAGAUAGCUCCAGCUGACUUAGAAGCAGUUUUGAUCGAGCACCCUGAAAUCCUUGAUGUUGCUGUGACAUCUGCUGAAGAUGAAGAAGCUGGAGAGAUACCGGUGGCUUUUGUGGUGAGGAAAUCUGGAAGCACCCUUUCCUGUACGCAAGUGAUGGAGUAUGCGGCCAAGCAGGUGUCCCCGUAUAAGAAGGUGAGGAAGGUGGUGUUGGUGGAGUCAAUACCCAAGUCGGCUGCUGGAAAAGUUAAUAGGAGGCUCCUCAAGGACUCUCUGAGAGGCGUUUCUCCAAAAUGUUCCAAUUCCAGUUGCCAUUCGAGACUGUAACCACAGGCAGGCAGGAUGAGUCAAGUUAUGGCAGCUAGCGUUUUCAGCUUUGUUUAGCUGCUGCGGCAUGAGUUGUUCUGGAUCGUCAGGGAGGGGAGGGGAGGGGAGGGGAGGGGUCUCCAUAGCUGAAUUAGUUAGACUAAAUCUCCAGGCAGGGGAUGAUUCUUGUUGUACUGUGAGAUGGUUGGAUCAAUGAGCCAUUUGUAGAGAAGAAGAUGACGGACGGCAAAUGUCAGGCAGCGACGGACUGACUUAAUGCUGCCUGUGCGCGUUGUUGCUGAAUGGAUCAUUUACCGAGUAAAAUAGUAGAUGGAUGACUCCAUCUCUGCCUCUGCUAGAGAGAGAGAGAGAGAGAGAGAGAAUAUGCGGUCGUAGUGGGGAAUGUGCCAUUGCAGGCUUUGGUUGGAACGCAAAGCCGGACUGGUUCUCAGACUGACUGAAAGCCGGGCAGGGCAGAGCAGGUGUUUGUUGGUCGUUGGUGGUGAUAGGUAAGAUGGCGCCCGAAUUAAGCAUACCAUCAGUCAAGUCACUGAUCAUCUAGGGUAGUGUGUGUGGAUGAUGAAUCCCAUCUGCUGUAGCUGCAGGCAGCUCAACUAAACACAACCAGAUUUGACUAAUUUUUAGCAGUAACUAGGAGUAGUAGUCCUUAGUUGGGUUGUUCAUUUUCAUGUAAUCAAGUUUGCUUAUUUCAGGGCUCUUGAUCUCUUGGGUCGUUGUGUUUGUUUUGUAUUUUCAAUUCUUUUCUUUUGUUU
Messenger RNA from Phragmites australis (common reed), 2482 nucleotides. Its product is annotated as 4-coumarate--CoA ligase-like 3. The transcript is spliced from 6 exons. Gene Ontology annotation, molecular function: CoA-ligase activity. Gene Ontology annotation, cellular component: peroxisome. Lineage: Eukaryota; Viridiplantae; Streptophyta; Magnoliopsida; Poales; Poaceae. Gene Ontology annotation, biological process: ubiquinone biosynthetic process. The coding region runs from base 18 to 1730 and encodes 570 amino acids. The record is from RefSeq and is a predicted model, not a curated record.